GCUGGAGCCGCCAUUGGAGCCGGCUUGGCUUGCGGGCUCCGCUGAGGAGUGGGAGGUUGGGCCGCAGUUAAAGUCGCGUCGGCUCCUGGUCCCUGGCCCUUCAGCGGCAUGGCGUGCGGGGCGACGUUGAAGCGGCCCAUGGAGUUCGAGGCGGCGCUGCUGAGCCCCGGCUCCCCGAAGCGGCGGCGCUGCGCCCCUCUGCCCGGCCCCACUCCGGGCCUCAGGCCCCCGGACGCCGAGCCGCCGCCGCUGCUUCAGACGCAGACCCCACCGCCGACUCUGCAGCAGCCCGCCCCGCCCGGCAGCGAGCGGCGCCUUCCAACCCCGGAGCAAAUUUUUCAGAACAUAAAACAAGAAUAUAGUCGUUAUCAGAGGUGGAGACAUUUAGAAGUUGUUCUUAAUCAGAGUGAAGCUUGUACUUCGGAAAGUCAGCCUCACUCCUCAGCUCUCACAGCACCUAGUUCGCCAGGUUCCUCCUGGAUGAAGAAGGACCAGCCCACCUUUACCCUCCGACAAGUUGGAAUAAUAUGUGAGCGUCUCUUAAAAGACUAUGAAGAUAAAAUUCGGGAGGAAUAUGAGCAAAUCCUCAAUACCAAACUAGCAGAACAAUAUGAAUCUUUUGUGAAAUUCACACAUGAUCAGAUUAUGCGACGAUAUGGGACAAGGCCAACAAGCUACGUGUCCUGAAGCUUUCUUGCAUAUCUGGGUACCAGGUUUGACCUCAAGAGAUGGCUGCUGUACACUUUUUGCAACUGGUUUGAUAUCACAUUUCAGCUCCAACUUUGCAUCCUGAGAACACUUAAAUGUUUCUGCA
This is a messenger RNA of Eubalaena glacialis (North Atlantic right whale), 814 nucleotides long. RefSeq names its product akirin 1 (gene AKIRIN1). Gene Ontology annotation, biological process: positive regulation of transcription by RNA polymerase II; myoblast migration involved in skeletal muscle regeneration; negative regulation of skeletal muscle satellite cell proliferation. The record is from RefSeq and is a predicted model, not a curated record. Gene Ontology annotation, cellular component: chromatin; nucleus. Lineage: Eukaryota; Metazoa; Chordata; Mammalia; Artiodactyla; Balaenidae. The transcript has 5 exons. Gene Ontology annotation, molecular function: transcription coregulator activity. Bases 109 to 687 code for a protein of 192 amino acids.